AUGGCAAAACUGUUACACAUUGUUGCCAGUACUUGUUUGUGUUCAGGCAGGGAAUUAAUAACUAGCGGAAUUAUUCUAUCAUUUGUACUGGAUUUUUCCAUUAUUUGUACUGGAUUUUUUCCAUAUGAAUUCAUAAAUUAUAUGCAAUUAAUAGAAAGUUUACCAACCUAUGGAAUACAUUACUAUGAAGUUAAGGAUAAAGCAGGGAUACCUUGGUUGUUAGGAUUGAGUUUUAAAGGAAUUGGACAGUACGACCGUUUAGAUAAAGUCACUCCAAGAAAGGUAUUCCCUUGGCGGCAGUUGCAAAAUAUUUACUUCAAGGAAAAAAAGUUUUCAAUCGAAGUGAACGAUCCUAAAAGAGGUUCUCAAAGUUCGGCGAGUCACUUAUUGUACGAACAACCACUGCAGGACACGCCUGAUAGUGUUGAAGAUUCGUCAGAAACUAAUUCUGACUUCGUUCAGGGACCGGUAACGAAACGACCAUUUAGUUCGAGCAAUGUGAUUGUGCACGCGUGGUAUGGAACAGCAGCGUUGAUCAAGUCCAUUUGGAGUAUGGCCAUAAACCAACAUCAGUUCUACUUAGAUCGAAAACAUAGCAAGAUGCAGCAUCCAAUGUCUAAAAGUUUUAGUCAGAUAGCUACUGAUUUAACACAAAGCACGCCCUCUAUAACAUCGCAAAAUUCAGAUAUAAGCGAAACUAGUAGUAGUACAAACAGCUUGACAAUGCAUAAGGAUCAAUUAAAGGGAAAUCCACUAAAUGCAGACAUGGCAGCGAUGAGUGCAAAGGCUGAAGAGGAUUUAGUAGCCGCCCUCAAAGCAAGGAAAGCAGCCCUAGAAGAGCAUCUCAAAUCAAAGCAAGAAGAGUUCAAAAAGAUGUGCUUAAAAGAAGCUGAGAUUUUAGGAGUUUUACCACCGGACUAUCCCAAGGAACCAGGGGAACCGUUGCCAGUUAUUAGGAAACGAGUUGGAACCGCAUUCACGUUAUCUGAAAAAUUGAUGAACGGCAGUACAGAGGAGGAUUUUAGUAAAGAACUUGCACAAUUUGAAAAAGAGUAUGAGAUUCAGAGUAAUAUAUGUAAGGCAGCUCUACGAUUAUCAAUGGACCCAACCAUCACUAAAAAGUCUCGCAAGACUCGCAGAGAAAACUACAAACUAGCACUACGAAAGUUAGAGGAAAUAGGCGAAAAACUAAAUGAAAUCAGGUUGGAACAUGGAUUGGAACCCAUUACACCGCAAGUAGUGAAAAGUGGUUAUGAUACCUUGCCACGACCUAGCAAACCCAAGACUCCGCCUGUUUCAAGGACAUUCAAUGUUAAAGGAUUGAAAACAAAAGGCGAGUCCGAAAGAGGGCGUGCCAAAACAACUGAAAGUAAAGGAGUGCGCGCCAGAUCUAAAUCAGUGCCACGACCUCAUUUAAACGGUGGUCUGACGCUGCCGUCACCGCUAAGAUCAAGGAAACGGGACAAUUCACUACCCAGAGAAUCUACACCCGGCGAUAUCGAGUUUGAAGAUGAGGACUUUAUGAAACAGGAGCAGUAUUCUUCUCAAACAUUAGGUAGAGUUCCACGUAGUACGCAUGGUUUACCACCACAAAAACCAACCACAGAUCGAGGUAAAUUUAAGGUGAAUCCAGAUUACGCGGAAAUUGGACCACCUCGUCAACGCAGCGAUUCCAAUCCUAAACCGAGAUCAAAAACCAUGGUCAAUCCGUACAUUCCAUCUUCACCAAAUUCCAAUGCAAGACCAGUUUUGCGGCAAAGUAGUUCAUUCAGAGGUAGUUCUAGCUCGAACUCGGACUUUAGUGACACAUCGUCACGUAAACAAAGCAUCCCGUAUGAUUCGCAUUCUCAGCAUCAUAAUUACAGCUCAUUACCACGACAGAAAAUCUCUGGUAUUGACUAUAGUCAAUCUAAUAUUCAUUAUAGUUCGGAGGAUGAACAACCUCGUAUACGUCAACAUGCAUCGUCAAUGUUUAACCUUCCGACACAGACUCAAAAAGUUGAAUACAAUUACAGUGACGAUGGUAUUAGUUACGAUCAACCUAUUUCUACAGUACAAACUCAAUCUCCCAAAAAGCAUGGCUCUGUAGGCAAUUUGCGUUCAGAGAAUUUACCUCCAGAACGCUUAGCUGAUGAGACCGAUCAAUAUAUGCAUAAUACUCCUCCUCGUAAAGACUAUCGGGUUCAAAAAAGCCGCCCACGUCAACCACGGUAUGACCAUGAUGACCUUUCGCGACGUGUUUAUGAAUCACGGGAAGGAAGUGUUGCUUAUUCAUCCGAUGAUCAGUAUUCUACAGGUAGUGGCGACAGGACUGCCCCCUAUAGAGGGGGUUAUACAAAUAGGGAAGAUAAAAACUACCAACAUCGGGAGCAUCAGCAAUAUCAACGGAAUCAUGUGCGCGACAAUCAUCCAAGACAUGGACAUGGAGACUAUUAUGCUGGUGAACAAUACAGAGGUGGUAAUCCUCGCAAUAGUCCCCAUUCUGGACGGUAUCCUUCCCCGAGCCAGCAGUAUCAGGGUGGACGCGAUGCUUGGCAUCAUGACCCACGACUUGAUUAUAAAGACAACCAAUAUGACCAUUACCAAAAUGGUGUCCAUCAUUCUUAUUCUAAUACGUACUAUCACGAACCACGUCAUGAUAAUCCACAGUAUUACCACAAUGAAAAUGGCGAAAACAGUCACUACAAGGGAUCUAGCUACGAUGUACGUGCUGCUUAUGCGUACCAUUAUCAGAGACAAAAUAGUCACGAGGAUUACUUUAGCGACCGGUCCUCAAAUUAUAGCGACCAUUCAAGAGAGUACCUUGAACCAACAGUGUCAUAUGGUGAUAGACAAGGAAAUUAUAUGCACCAUCAGUACCAGCAAGAUCAAUAUAUGAAUAAGGAUCCAAGGUUACGAAAUGAAUACGCACCGAGAAAUGAGUACGCGCAUGAUUACCAAACACCGAAUGAUUACGGUGCUUAUCAACCAGAACCUAUGUCAGCAGACCCGGUUUACGUGCAAUCGCAUCGUACAAUAUCAGUCGACAAUGUUCAACCCUCAAUACCUGAACCGCAGCCUGCCGAGUUCAAAACUGCCACUACCAUGAUCGUGCGCCCUACAACCACAUACAGCUCAAAUUUAGUUGUUAGCAAAACUAUGUACCAACCGGUUGCACGCAUGACCUGCGAACCAGUAGCACCGGAUACAGCAGUCCCUCGCAAGUCAUCAUCCAGUUCUAGCAGCCUUAAUUCAUUCACCAAUGUAGAAGAUAAAGAUAGUGGAGCUGACGCAGAGCAUGAGGGCAGCAUGACGUCAGAGCCAGCCAUAAUUCAUGCCAGCCCAACUCCAGGUUCAUCCAGUGACGGAAGUCACUUAGAAGAGGAUGCCAACCUUGGCAACACACUCACCGCAGACGCAAUCGAUGAUCCAGCCCACAAGAAAGGUUCCAGCACGCUGGUAUGACCUGGAAUUCCAGAUUUACAUAUAGGCUGUUUUCAUCUCUUCCUGGUGCUGUGUGUGUUUCCAAGUUUAUUCUUUACCUGGACAUCUGCUACAACCUUACACUAUAUAUUCCAAGAUGUUUUUGUAUAAAUUUGUAAAUUAUAAAUUAUUAUAUUUGGUUCAAAGUAACUAUGAACUUUUUGUAUGUAGAAAGUUGUUUAAAUCAAUUAAGUGUAGAUUGUUUAGCAAUAUGUAUUCAUGUUUGAUGAUUGUUUUAUCCUCAAACGUUAAUUUGCUUCGGUUUUGUAUUUUAUUCAUAUAGAUGUGAAAUUCAAAUUGUAGUUAAACUUUAAUUGGAAACAAAUGUUUAACUAUUUUUAUUGAUAAUAUGUUGAUUUUUUAAAUAUAAAUAACGUUUAAUUAAGGGGUAUUUUUCUCCAUGAAACAUAUUUCGUCACAUAAUUUAUAUAACAUUCCUCUUAUCGAAUACACCCCUCUUAACUCCAAUAUAGCCCCUUCCCCACUCCAUCAAACUAAUUUAGAAGACAUGCAAGUAGUCUCUUUGUCCCUGGCUUAGGUAAUUUUAAAUUGGUUUUUUUUUUUAAUUAUUAUACAUAGUUUUACAUUAAGAGUUCUAUAAACUUUUAUAUUCUGUUCACUUUUGCUUUCAUUUUCUACCCAUUUUAACUAGUUAUUUGUUUUAAGCAAAAUAUGUUAUCAAAUAUAUUAAAGGUUUUAACAUUUUUAUUUAAAAUUUAUUUAUAUUUUAUGGUUCAUUUUAAGUUUAUUAUAAGAGUACUGAAAUCAUCUGAGAACUGCCUUUGUCGUUUUUAAAGUUUAAGUAGUUUUUAUCAAACUUGAUAUGAAGUGGACAAAUAGGAGAGUUCAAAGUAUGCAUUCCCUUUCUCAGUAAUGUACCUUAUUAGGAACAUAUUUGCAUAAAUAUAAAUUUUGUCUUUGUGAAACCUAGUACAGGUACUAAAUAAUUGAGGUUGAAAAAUUUGCUUUAUGACAAAAUACCAAAAAUUUGUAAAAACUGUGUGUGAAAACUAAAUUUAUUCCACAUGCUAUGAGAAUUAAAAAACAACUUGAGUUACCCUACAUUUAUCUAUCAACCAUUUUGAUUGGUUGUUGAGAAAUUCAUCAACAAUUCCAUUGCCAAUUUGUUGCCAGGUUAUUUCUAUCAAAUUUGUUUAAAAAAAUUCUAAAACUUAAAUUCAUCCCAAAAUAAGUGUGCUUCAUACCAACCAGCAUUCAAUUUCAUUUAAGAAAAAAAAAAUCAAAAAAAAUCAACAGUUUGAUAAUAUUCUAACAAUCAACCAAUUAUAAGUGGUGUUAGAACAUGCUUUUUAAUUUUUUUAAACAAAGUUUUUUAUUGGGUAAAAUAUGAGGCUAAGUAUUGCCUGCACAUUUUCAAAUUUCAGACAUUACUUUGAGGCAUCAUUUCAAUAUUCUAACAAUCAACCAAUUAUAAGUAGUGUUCAACUUAUAACUUAUGUUCAGGCUUCUUAAUUUUUCAAAACAAGUUUUUUUUUAUUGGGUAAAAUACUGUAUGAGGCUAAAUAUUGUCUGCACAUUUUCAAAUUUCAGACAUCAUUUGAAUAAUAAAUGUAAAGCUUUAAUAAUUGUAAUAUAAAUUUCACAUAUACGUAAUCAGUAGAUUCAACAUUUUGAAAAUUAUCACUGACCUGAAAAGGGGAUAUUUGACCUUUCGAUUCAUCAUAUUACAAAGUACAGGUCAUACAAUUCCAAUAUACAGUACCUAUGGACAUAAAUGCAUUAUACACAAAAUGAUAGAAUGUUUGGUGAUAAUUUUCAAGAAUUUAUUUUGUGGCAAUUGUUUGAUUACAUUAAUUAAACACUUUGUUUUACAUGAUUGGUGCUUUGGGUACUUAUUCGCUGUACCUAUAGUUGCUUUACGAUGUCUGUUUAAAUCUCUACUCAAACCAUGUAAUUGAUUUAUACUUAUAAACUUGAAUUAUGUACUUUUUUAAUACAUGGUUGAAUGAUUCUGAUUAAUUCCCAAUAUGACAUUUUCAACAGAAGUUUUUGUUCUUUAAAUGUGUUUUGCCAAACUUGAUGUGUUUGUUGUAAUUCUGUAAGCAUGAUCUGUUGAAUUUCAUGUGAAAUAAUUUAGAUAAAUAAGACGUUGGCAAGGGGUGGUUUAAAAUAAGAUUUGGGUUUGUUGAUUGAGCCUCAACCAGUGGCGGCGCCAGAGCGAGGGAGUCCAGGGUGCGCAUGACCAUCGUCAUCGUAACCUGGACGCCUGCCAGGAAAUCUCCGGCGCCGCCACUGCCCUCAACGAUUUGAUUUUAAAGCUGGUCUUUUAUAAAGUCAACCUACUACGCCUGGCUAAGAUGUGUAUUGCUAUAUUGAGUGAGGUACUGUGAUAUUGUGUUGAGUUUUAUAGCUAUUUCUUGUCUGAACAAACACGUUUAGUGUUUACUGUAGAUGUUAUGAUGGUAUCGUCCUAAGUGUACAGAGAGUAAACUUGUUAUGACACACUGUGUGUGCCAUCGGAAUAAAUUCUAUUAUGAACUGAAAGUUAAUAAUA
This is a messenger RNA of Anneissia japonica, 5977 nucleotides long. RefSeq names its product FERM domain-containing protein 4A-like. Gene Ontology annotation, biological process: establishment of epithelial cell polarity. The record is from RefSeq and is a predicted model, not a curated record. Bases 1 to 3444 code for a protein of 1147 amino acids. The transcript has 14 exons. Gene Ontology annotation, cellular component: cytoskeleton. NCBI's taxonomy places the organism in Eukaryota, Metazoa, Echinodermata, Crinoidea, Comatulida, Comatulidae.